AUGCUCGACAGCCCUCUCCAGGCGCAUUUGGUGGAGACCACCUCGAAGGUACCAGGUUAUGCCUUGCGUCAGCUUUUUGAAGCGACCAAGAAGAUCACUGCCGAGAUUGUUCCCAAGGAAACGAUCCGAGUGAUUAUUAGCGAGAGUUUGAAGCUGUUGAACUGCGACCGCAUCUCACUCUUCGUCUACGACAAGCGCAUCGAGAUGCUUGUGCUGAACGCCUCUAACCUGGAGCAUCCAAUUCGGGUGAGGCCUGGGCAGGGCAUCUCUGGCAACGUUUUCCGCACGAAGCAGUCAGUGAAUAUCGCGGACUGCUACAGCGAUGCCCGCUUCGACCAGUCUUUUGAUGCUGCCACCGGAUACGUGACGCGCAACCUUCUGGCAAUUCCAAUCGUGGAUUUCGAUGGCUCCUGCCUGGGAGUCAUUGAAGCUAUCAACAAGCUUGGAGAUGGAGGCAAGGGCUUUGGCCAGGUUGACGAGAUUCUCUUGGGGAACCUGGCAGAUCAGGUCUCUGUUGCCUUGCACAAUGCAGAGUUUUACAGAGCUGCCAUUGUCACUAGCGAGCGUGCAAACGCAUUGCUGCAAAUGCUGCAGUCUCUGACGCAAGGCUUGGGGGCACAAUCCUUGAUCUUCUCAGUUGCAACGCAUGCCUCAACGCUGGUGCAUGCCGACCGGUGCACGGUUUUCCUUGUGGAUGACAGGGCAGGCGAGUUGAUCUCCCACACCACGGACUCUGCACAAGAAAUUCGGAUUCCAAAAACAGUUGGGAUAGCGGGCGAAUGCGCAACAGAGAAUAAGCUCAUCGUGAUUGAUGACGCGUAUGAGGAUGCUCGUUUCGACCCAGAGUUUGAUCAGCGAAGUGGCUACCGAACACACAGCAUCAUUGCAGUGCCGGUGAAAAGGCCGGCGGCAAAAGACAAAGCUUGUGCCGUCAUUCAGAUGAUCAAUAAGAAGGAGUUUGACGACGAGAUCGGCAAGUUCGAUGAAGAGGAUGUACAGGUCCUCGAGACGUAUGCCAUGUUCGUGGCUACGCAGCUCGCGCAAUCGACCCUGGUCACCCGCGACUCUUCGAAGGGCCCUGGCAACUACGAGGAGUUCAUGGGGCGAGCAGACAGCGACGGGCAUAGGGAGCGCUCCGGAUCCAAGCAG
Molecule: messenger RNA, 1149 nt
Organism: Symbiodinium necroappetens
Lineage: Eukaryota; Dinophyceae; Suessiales; Symbiodiniaceae
Source: the annotation of a GenBank genome assembly